Molecule: messenger RNA, 643 nt
Organism: Toxorhynchites rutilus septentrionalis
Lineage: Eukaryota; Metazoa; Arthropoda; Insecta; Diptera; Culicidae
Gene: RpS20
Product: 40S ribosomal protein S20
Exons: 4
Coding region: 146-508 (120 amino acids)
Biological process (GO): translation
Cellular component (GO): cytosolic small ribosomal subunit; ribosome
Molecular function (GO): structural constituent of ribosome
Source: RefSeq, a predicted model, not a curated record
UUGCCGCAUGUCAGCGUGGAACUAUGCGUUUCUUUUUUCGGCCUUCUGUUUUCAACUCUCGAAGAGUAAAGUUCUCGCUGGUUCAGCGCUGAUCGUUAACUAUUCGAUUAACUCGACCAGGACGUGAAUAGUACAAUAAAUAACAAUGGCCGCCACUGGAAAAGACAUUGAAAAGCCCGUUGCCGAGGUUGCGACUGUGCAUCGCAUCCGUAUUACAUUGACCUCGCGCAAUGUCCGAAGCUUGGAGAAGGUUUGCGCUGAUCUCAUCAGCGGAGCCAAGAAGCAGAAGCUGAGGGUGAAGGGCCCAGUGCGAAUGCCAACCAAGAUCCUUCGUAUCACUACCCGUAAGACACCUUGCGGUGAGGGUUCCAAGACUUGGGAUCGCUUCCAGAUGCGUCUGCACAAGCGUAUCAUCGAUCUGCACUCACCAUCCGAGAUCGUGAAGCAGAUCACUUCGAUCAAUAUCGAACCCGGUGUAGAAGUUGAAGUUACCAUCGCCGACCCUUAAAUGAAUUCGGCAUUAGUCGAAUGGAUGAGGUCAUUGAUGGAACUUUUCCCAGCGUCAAACAUCGGCUAACGUCACAUAUUGAACUUUAAUUUUGUUUAAAGUUCCCAAAUAAAAGAUGAUUGAUCGUGAAAAUAA